UCGAUGCGGAUUCAGCGUUUCCGCAGCCGGAUCGUCGAUUCAGGUUCAGCAACUCAACAGUCUUGAAUCUUGAAUCGAUUGAGUAAGCAAAAGGUCAACCAUAUCAAUCACGAACUCCUCGUUUUACUCUCUGCCUGUUCUUUUCCAAUCCCCUAAAUAACUCCUUCUUCUGCUCUCCAAUUACUCCAAGGCUGCUAAUAAAUUUUUCAUUAGGAAGAAAAUGAUUUAUUUUAGUCUUCAUGGAUCGACGAUUCACGUUCCUCAUUCCAUGGUACCGUACCGGAUUCAUCGUAUCGGAAUUGAUUGGAUCGUGUUUCCGCUUUAGAAAAAUCGUUCUAGAGAUGUAUACCCCCGUUGUACCCUAUUUUUUCCAGCCUCCGACUCUCGUCCCCCGUUCCCGUUCCUCGUUCCCACCAUACCGAAAACAUGGCAACUAUGAGUCAAACAUGGCAACUAUGAGUCAGAUCCGUUAUUUCAGGCGCUUCUUUCUCUAGGUCUCCACUUCCUGUGUUACUGAAAAUGGAAUCUGGUUAACUGUCAAGUGGCUAGCAUUCUGCAUCGCAAGUUUCACCAAGGCAAAGCCUUGAUGACUUUCAAGUCUGGGUGGCUCACAAAGUCACCGGUCUUGUAUAGACUACUGAUCCACUGAUCACAUCAGACCAAGCAUGGAUGCGAUCAGUACUUUAUUAUACAGCCAAGGGAGUAGUUGUGUAGAGUAAUACUGAUACAAUGUCCACAUGAAGAUCAAGAAUUCCAAGAAUGGAUACGAAAGUAGCGGGCGACUAUAAAGAUGCACCGGGGAUGAAUCACAUCGAUCACAGAUUCAAACGUCUCAAUCCACCUUACCAUUCCCCCCGAAGCCUGCACUACCAUCGUGCUGCUUCUUGUGCUGCGCACAGCUCACCGUCCAUGGAGUCGCAUCGUAAGAGCUGGUGCCACUGCCACCCCCAGUGAGUUCUCCUUGCCCUCUUGUUCGAGAGCCUGAUCAGUCGUGGAUCCAUUCCUCCACGAAACUGUCCAAGUAUGUGUGGUAGAAAAUAUAUGCAACCUCUUGGCACUCUCAGUUCCACACUUCCCCUAGUCCUUGUCCUCUGCUCCCUUGUCCAUGCAUCUUCAUUAGGUGCCACGACACUCCAAAAUGAUUCUAACACCGACCUUCAUGCUCUCCGCUGCCUUAAACUCCAUCUCACCAGCUCUGCUAGACUCCUAGCCUCCUGGACAAAUGACUCGCUGCAGUUCUGCGGUUGGUCCGGUGUUACUUGCAGCAAGACACACGCAUCUCGUGUCGUUGCACUGGACCUCGAGUCACUUGAACUCAAUGGACAGAUACCGCCUUGUAUAGGCAAUCUCAGUUUCCUCACUAGAAUCCACAUCCCAAAUAAUCAACUUGCUGGCCAAAUAACACCUGAACUUGGCUAUCUAAAUAGGCUGCGGUAUCUUAACCUCAGCACAAAUCAUCUUAGAGGCACGAUUCCGAGCACUCUGUCUUCAUGCCUUCGCCUUCAAAUUAUUGAUCUUGGGAGUAACUCCCUUCAUGGUGAGAUCCCCCCAACCCUGAGCCGAUGUUCACAUAUACAACAGCUCAACUUGGGUCACUACAUGCUCACUGGCGGUAUCCCACAAGGGUUGGGGAUGCUCUGCAACCUUUCAGUUUUGGAUCUUGCUAGCAAUAGUCUGACGGGUGACAUUCCACUUUCACUUGGAAGCAGCUCUUAUCUUCAUUCUGUUGUUCUCACAAACAAUAGCCUCACAGGACCUAUCCCGCUUCAUCUAGCUAAUAGUUCAUCACUUCAACUUUUAUCAUUGACAAGAAAUAGCCUGGGUGGAGAGAUUCCUUCUGCGCUGUUUAACAGCACGUCACUUCAAAAGUUAUCACUAGGACUAAACAACUUUGUCGGGUCCAUACCAGCUUCGUCGAACAUUGAUUCACCCUUACAAUACCUUUCUGGCACCAUACCUCCUCGUUUAGGGCUUGUUCGAUUAAUCCCUCCCACAAGGGGAUUGGAGAGGAUUGGAGGGGAUUGA
Messenger RNA from Triticum aestivum (bread wheat), 2025 nucleotides. Its product is annotated as receptor kinase-like protein Xa21. Gene Ontology annotation, molecular function: protein binding. Bases 1024 to 2025 code for a protein of 333 amino acids. The transcript has a single exon. Lineage: Eukaryota; Viridiplantae; Streptophyta; Magnoliopsida; Poales; Poaceae. The record is from RefSeq and is a predicted model, not a curated record.